AGAGUGCUGACCCGGCUGUCGCUCAGGCCGCUGAGCCUUUUCAGCUGCCAGGCCCACCACACAAACCCAUCGUCACAGAUGUGUCAAAGAACAGCGUCUCUCUGACCUGGCAACCCAACGCACAUGAAGGUGGAGCCGCCGUCACCUCCUACAUCAUUGAGGCCUUCAGCCAAUCAGCCGGCAGCACGUGGCAGACUGUAGCAGACCUGGUCAGAAUGGAGACACACACAGUCAGCGGGCUUCUUCCCAACACGGUGUACCUGUUCAUCGUUCGAGCCGUGAACGCUUACGGCCUGAGUGACCCAAGCCCCAUCUCUGAGCCCGUCAGAACACAAGAUGGGAGUCCUACAGGACAGGGCGUGGACCACAGGCAGGUGCAGAGGGAGCUCGGAGAAGUGGUGGUCCAGCUUCAAGACCCCGUCAUCCUCAAAGCGGGUUCCAUCCGAGUGUCCUGGACGAGCUGCCAGCAGAUCAUCCGUCUGGCUCUGAGACCAGCGACAGCGAUAAGGAGAGCAGUGUGAGUCUGGCUGAGCAGAUCACCGACGUGGUCAAGAGGCCAGCAUUUAUCGCCGGCAUUGGUGGAGCCUGCUGGGUCAUCCUCAUGGGCUUCAGCGUGUGGAUCUACUGUCGACGUAAAAAAAGGAAGGAGCUGAGCCACUACACCGCCUCGUUUGCCUACACCCCCGCAGUUGGUUUCCCUCAUGGAGAAGGAUUAGGACUCAAUGGAAGGCCCGGCAUGCUGGGAAGCAAUGUGGGCAACUACCCGUGGCUGGCAGACUCCUGGCCAGCAUCCAAUCUGGUCCACAGCAGUAAGGAGGCUGUCAACUGCUGCUCAGCCAAUCACGAAACAUCGGAGAGAUACUAUAAUGAAGCUGGCAUCUCCAACUACCUGAGUCAGACUGAGAAGUACAGCAUGGGAGGCUCCACCGAAGGGCCCAUCUACAGCACCAUCGAUGCCACCAGCGAGGACCUGCACGGCUUCACUUACAACCAAAACUCCUCCACCGCGCUGUACGCUACCACCACCAUCACGCCUUUUAACAGUCAGACACAGGGAGCAGCUCACAGUGGGGAGCAGCAGGACGACGAGCACUGGAUCGCUCAGCCAGGCCUGUCCGGAGCUCAGUAUGCUCAGCCGGAUCGAUGCAGUGGUAAGCCCAAGCAGAAGGUGAUGGGUAAGGCUGUGAAGACCCCAUGUUUGAGCUGGAUGGAGGCUUUGCCCCCACCUCCRUCUGUUGGAGAGCUGGAACCAUGUGAGCAGGACGAGCAGCCCCCAGAACAUGACAACAUGGAUAUAGGCUCUGAUGAAGAGUGGUGUCCUCCUCUUCCUGAGAGGACGUACUUGAUGGAAGGCUGCGAGGAUGGGCCUUCACCUCAGAGGAACAACACCUCCUCUCCAACCACCUCCUACAGCCACCAGUCUACUGCCACCCUCACCCCAUCCCCCCAUGAUGACCCCAGGGCCCCCAAUGACCUCCCUCACCUCAACCAAGUGGAGGCCCAGCAGCUGGCCCGCAGAAGGUUGCCCUGCAGUCCCAUGCGUGGGCCCCAGGCACUGUGCCCACCGGUCACCCAGUCCAACCCCAACCUCAACCUCUUCGGCCAACAGCAUCACUGCUCUUCAGAGGUCCGAAUGCUUCAGUGCCAAAGUCCUGCUCAUCACUGCCCCCAUAGCCAGGCAACAGCUCUGAAUGAAGGCUGCGGCAGUACAGCUACACCCGCACACAGCCGCUCUUCCCCUGCAGAAACCCGCACACCCCCCAACCAAAAGUCCAAAGCGAAGAAAAAGAUGUCCAAGACUUCAGCUUACAGACGAGAUAUUCAAGGAGAUCUACCCCCACCUCCAGAGCCCCCACCAGAGGAGGACAGGCUCCAAGAGGCCCAGGGCCCAUUGGACAACUCUCUGCUGUCCUUAGAGAGGAGUGAGUGCAGCAGCAGCAGCCCACAGAGGACAGGCUCUGGACACAGACACGUCAGCAAUGAAGAAGUGAUGGCAUACAGUAAGGCCAGCUACCUGUCCAGGAGUCAAAUGUCCAGUAACUGCUCCACCACAGGAAGCUCGUCAUCCAGAGGCUCCACCGGCUCCCGGGACCUCAACUCAGCUAAGAAACAUGGAGAGGAAGGGAGAUAAGGACAUUGGAGGUUCUGUCUGUCCAUCCCUCUCAUCUCUCUAUCUUGGACACAAUGAGCUGAACAAAAGAAGCUAAUGGUUUUCAGGAAUCUAGAGACGUUACUGAGUGGAAGAAGAACGGACUCUCCUGAUUUUUAGUAUUAAUAUAAUUAUUUAUGUCUGAGUUGUCUCAUCUUUCUUUUGUAAAUACCUCUCUGUUUGUACUUUUUUUUUCUGGGCAGUGGAUUCGGGCAAAGAGACUUCUAUUUGAUUUAACAAGAUAAAAAGAAUAAAUGUUAAAAUCUCUUUUUUUGAAUGUGCCAAUGUUUUGGCUGAGCAUAAACUGCUGUUGCACUCCUGCUGUGAAGGCAAAACAACAGAAAAUAUGAAGCACAAAGUGUGUUUGCUGGUUCAGAGGGAAAAGCCUGAGGUCCGAGCACUUCCUGCUGGACUUCUGCAGCCACGAAGUCCACUACGAAUGUCUGCAUUUUGUAUGUUUCUGCUGGUUUCUGUACAGACAUAUGACCCUGACUGACUGGCACUAUGAAUGUUUGGUUUUAUCCUCUUUAGUCUGUUUGAGAGACUGACUGCGGCCAUUAUGAAAUAAACCUUUCAUAUGUUCCAAAAAUGAAGAAAAGAGGUCCGUGGACUGACUUUUGUACUCUUGUUGUUUUGUAAAUGCACAAUAAAAUACAUUUGUUGAUG
This is a messenger RNA of Austrofundulus limnaeus, 2815 nucleotides long. It is a transcript of the gene robo3, whose product is annotated as roundabout, axon guidance receptor, homolog 3 (Drosophila). Gene Ontology annotation, biological process: axon midline choice point recognition; Roundabout signaling pathway; axon guidance. Lineage: Eukaryota; Metazoa; Chordata; Actinopteri; Cyprinodontiformes; Rivulidae. The record is from RefSeq and is a predicted model, not a curated record. Gene Ontology annotation, molecular function: axon guidance receptor activity; protein binding. Gene Ontology annotation, cellular component: neuron projection.